AUGGACGGCCCUGCGCCGAACGAACACACGCCGCCGGUCGAUGGGCCCAUAAAGGCCAUCGCGGAGCCCGGCAUCAAAGCACCGCGCGAUUUUGCCUUGCAGCUUCGAAGAGACGUCGCAGAGUUGUUGCAGCGAAAUCAGAUUGGCUUCCCUGGCGCACAACCUGUCAGCUUUGCCCGCAAGCACCUCGCUGAGCUCCGCAGACAAGAUUACUUUGUCUGCGAAAAGUCCGAUGGCAUUCGAUACCUCCUCUAUCUAACCGAAGAGGCCGGCGCCGAGACGGUGUACCUCAUCGACCGCAAGAAUGAUUACUGGCGCGUCGAAAACCACAACCUUCACUUCCCAAUGAAGGACGAUGUUCAAGGGUGGCACACGCGCACAAUCAUCGAUGGCGAGCUGGUGCUUGACUUUGAGGAUGGCAAGCAGCGCAUUGCCUAUGUCAAGGACGGCAUCAUCCGCCCCUACACGAAGCUGUUCGACAACUAUCCCCAAGAACGCGCCUUCCAGCCCUUCGAUGUCGUCAUGAAGCAGAUGGAGUUCAGCUAUGGCAUCCCCAAGAUCUUCAACGUCGUCCUGCCGACCCUGAAGCACGGCAACGACGGCCUCAUCUUCACCUGCGUCCACACAAAAGUACCCAGCACGGCACCGAUAACCCACAUUCUCAAGUGGAAGCCGCCCGAGGAGAACACGGUCGACUGCCGCCUGCGCCUGCACUUCCCCACCGUGCAGCCCGAAGAUGUCGACAUGUUUGAGGGCGGCAGCGACGAGCCCUUUGUCGACUACGACAGCGUGCCCAAGGCGGAGCUGUGGAGUUUCCUCGGCAGCGGACGCGACGGCGGUAACUACGAGUACUUUGCCGACGUGCACAUUCGCGAGGACGAGUGGGAGACGCUCAAGGGGCUCGGCGACCCGCUCGUCGACCGCAUUGUCGAGUGCCACAAGGACGAAGAGGGCCGCUGGCGUAUCCUGCGGUUCCGCGACGACAAGUCCGAGGCUAACCACAUCUCGACCAUCACGAGCGUCAUGGAGAGCAUCGAGGACCGCGUCACGCAGCAGGACUUGGAGGCACAGGCGGGAGCGUUCAAGGAGAACUGGAAGCUCAGGGCCGCCAAACCGAAGGCUUGA
Messenger RNA from Verticillium alfalfae VaMs.102, 1125 nucleotides. RefSeq names its product mRNA-capping enzyme subunit alpha. NCBI's taxonomy places the organism in Eukaryota, Fungi, Ascomycota, Sordariomycetes, Glomerellales, Plectosphaerellaceae. Gene Ontology annotation, molecular function: mRNA guanylyltransferase activity; ATP binding. The transcript is spliced from 3 exons. The coding region runs from base 1 to 1125 and encodes 374 amino acids. The record is from RefSeq and is a predicted model, not a curated record. Gene Ontology annotation, biological process: 7-methylguanosine mRNA capping.